Molecule: messenger RNA, 2613 nt
Organism: Pseudo-nitzschia multistriata
Lineage: Eukaryota; Bacillariophyta; Bacillariophyceae; Bacillariales; Bacillariaceae
Source: the annotation of a GenBank genome assembly
AUAAAUAAAGUACGACUGGAUUCUUUGUCAAUCUUUUCGCCGGCUGGUCACAACUCUUUUUCGUGUCAGUGUAGGUACGGUACGUUGUCGUAGUACGAGUACUGUAAUUGUCGUAUACGUCUCCUGUCGAUUUUCUUUAAGUUCGCAAGCAACAAGGAUCGGUUCAACCAUCACAAUGCAAUAAAUUCCAAUACAACACAUCAUGGCGCCAUCGACAAAAUGCCGCAAAACAUGGGUUCCCCUAGUCAAGAUUGCCGCCUCGUCCCUUCUCGAUCUAUYUGGAGACUGGAAGUUUUACAAGGCAAUCGGUGGAAUGGAUCCAAGGAUUGUUGACAAAUACGAAGGCCCAGCCUAUACCGUCUUCUUCUUGGGGUGUAUAAUGAAUGUGCUGCUGCUCUUUACCCUGCUAUGCMGGGGGUUCGCCCCCAAAGAUAGAGGGCUUGAGGGCCSCUUCGAGCUCUGCAUGCAGCAUCUCUACAAGCGGGUCUCUCAGCUCCUGAUAUUAGAUAUCAUCCUAGAGGAUGUGCCGGAGAUAAUCUUGACUGCCCUCGUGAAGCACGACAAGGGAAAAUUGACGCCAGCUCUGAUUUWCAACGCAGCAACGUGCCUUGUACAUUUUGUCGUCAGUAUUUCUGACAUACUGGCACCGGACGACGAGGACGAGGACGAGGACGACAAGACUGCUGCGGAGGCGACUGAUCCAGAGAGACAAAGACUCAUUGAAACCGCUUCUGCAUGAUCCGACUCAUGAGUGUUCACGAAACAAAACCCAACAAAGACUCUGCUGGAAAGAAAAAGUACUCUAUGCACUGACCUGUGCUCCAAAAGUGAUUCAUACUACCCCACGACCAAAGUGGUUUUAAGACCUUUCAAUUUAAAUUGCUACAGUUUCMCAUUACAACAGAGCAAAUAACGGGUUCCAAUUCUCUGGAAAGUAGACAUUACGGAUAGACCSAGCGACUUUUUGUGAUSCAUUGAAUACAUCUUGCUUGCCAUUGCAUGUUGCUCACAAUAGAAAUGGAACGAUGGCCUUGCGACCAAGCUUGGAAUAAUCGUCGCGGUGGUUCUCCUCCUUCGCGCCAUCGCUAAUGUUUUUAUCACCGUUGUUCGUCCCGCCRUUGGCAGCACAAAACGUGUCGAGGUACCAUUCGUGCGUCAGGAUCGCCCGCGGGACCAGGUUUGCGGCCGUCCAGACGACAAACGAAAAUGCCGCCAGGGAACCACCCGACGCCACGAAAAACCCCGUCCAUUCCACCAGCUCCCCGAAGUAGUGCGGCGAGCUGACCCACCGAAACAAGCCACCAUAGGGUAUGGCGUAGCCAUGGCGGUUGUGCCUUUGUCGCCGCUUGCCCUGUUUCUGCUUGAGAGCCAGCAGGAUCCGAUCGGAGGUGACCGUGAUACAGAAUCCUCCCACCAUGCAGGAAACCCCCACCCAAAAUCGACAAGCCAGUAGCAACGACGAAAAACCAUCAUCGCCUUCGUACCUAAUUGGAACGCUCGUUUGGAAUCUUGUUAGGCCCCUGGCCUGGAGGUAGCCGUUCGCUGCGCAGUAGAACCARGCAAUCAAGACAAUGCCCAGGGGCAUCCCCCUGUCUCGGAUGUGGUUGGUUUUGUAGUUCAUUGCUACCAGGGGGUACCAGACCGACCGAUACAGGUAGUGAAAAAAGAACCAUGCCAGCAAGAUUUUGUUGGCCGCCGGAAGAGCAGYGUUGGUGCUGGCGUUCGCGUUGUCGUUGGAGUUUAUGGCACCGCUUCGAUAGGAACGGUCCAACACACAGGCUAUCACCCACAGGCAGUUGGGGGAUUCAAAAAAUACCCACGACCACUUGGUCGGAAGGAGCGGCCCUAGCCAAUGACGUGUGUGGYGUGUUUUUUGUUGGUGUUGWUCUUGUUGSUUUUGCUUUUGCUGCUGGCGUUGUUGCCUUGGAUCRGUGUCUGUCGUCUCUUSCUCCCUGCUGUUGCUUACCACGGAAGGACGCAUUCGUCUCCUCAGUGAUGGCGAURAAGUUUCCAYAGCAUUCUUCGGUGGUGGUGGAAGGGUGGUGUCACUACUAUCRKAAAUUGUMUUCGCUUCCGCGUUCUUGGCGACCAGGUGUUUACCAUACGUAGGAGGCCGAAUCCCAAGCAGUAUAAAAACGACGAUGGGAGACAACGAAAUAACGGCCAGCGACACCCUCCUGUGUAACAGAAAUUCCUCUUCGCCGCCGUCGAAAUCGAGCAUCGUUUCAAUUAAGUUGGUUACUUGCUUUUACUUUUACUUCRUUUCGAUACAAGAGGUGUGCUUGCGGUGAGUGAGAGACCUCUUAACACAACUAUGUAACAACCUGAUCAGAGUUAAUUCAUCGUCGGACGUAUUUUUCAUUUUUACCAAUCCUACCGGUACCAUUAGUAAACUGCUCUUGUAUUCACAGUAUUGUUGUACCAGAACGAAAUCCCACUCGUKGUAAUCGAAAGUUUUCACUCAGAUUUCUCCACUAUUUAAAUUUCAACUCGGGCAUUCAUUCGAAUGGCAUGAGUAAGGGUAUUGAAUUACCGGUAUUUUAACGUUCUGUCUCAGCUUUUUCUUCGUUGGUGCCCUCGUGGUACCCGUAACAAUAAAGAGUGAGCUUAUUC